Molecule: messenger RNA, 649 nt
Organism: Durotheca rogersii
Lineage: Eukaryota; Fungi; Ascomycota; Sordariomycetes; Xylariales; Xylariaceae
Exons: 2
Coding region: 134-499 (121 amino acids)
Source: RefSeq, a predicted model, not a curated record
GGAGUUGAAUCAUCAUCACCCACCUGUAUAACGGCCGGGCACAUCCCACAGAUUUGUCACGACUCACCACGCCCGCACCGCUCCUCCUCAUCAGCAUUGCCAUUCCCUGGCCACCAUCGCCAGCUUGAUAGCCAUGGCCGGUUUCCGUUACUCCCUCCUUAUUGCUGCCGUGAUCGUCGGCAAUGUAGCGCUGCCCGCCGCGGCGGAUACCUUGCAGCCUCGUCAGACCACGAUAGCAGACGCCACCACGUCAUCGACGUCAUCGCCGGCGUCGCCCGCUACUGGCGCCGUAUUCGACGCUGGCACCACCGGCCGCAUGACCAUUCAGACUGACACUGUCCUGACCAACCAGAUUGGCAUUGACCUGUCCACCGCUAGUGAUGAAACUGCCCCGGCGUCGACCUCCGUCUCGCGUGCGGUCGCCCCGCCAAGGGAGACGGGCUUCGUCCUCGCCGCUGCGGCUGCAGUAGGUCUCGUCGGUGCUGUUGCGGCACUAUAAUGCCGUGCUACUCCCAUGCGACGGGCCAACGCGCCUUCGGGAUUGGAGGAAGGCUGCUGGUAGUGAAGCAAUAAGACCGGGUCUUUCGUGGCAUCUUACGUCGUUUCUUUACGUGGCGGAGGAGGACACCGUAACGCUUCGAAAAUAUUC